Messenger RNA from Penicillium brasilianum, 582 nucleotides. Lineage: Eukaryota; Fungi; Ascomycota; Eurotiomycetes; Eurotiales; Aspergillaceae. The record is from the annotation of a GenBank genome assembly.
AUGUUCGAAGGCAACUUUUCAGAAGGCCAGAGCCAAGUAGCCAUAUUGGAAGACGUGGAAGGCGUUGUCUCAGAGCAAAGUCUCGAAGCACUCAUCCAGUGGCUUUACAUGGGCCAGGUCAAUUUUGACCCCAAGGAUGCUCUGGACCCUGGACGGCAAACCUCAGCAAUCAUCGAGUUUGUGAGACUUGCAGACAUGUGUGCGGUCACCGGUAUGGAAUCUCAAAUGACACAGCGCCUUGAAGCCAUCUUGCUUGCCAAUGCAGCUCCAGUCCCUUGGUCAAAAGAUUACUCGGGGGUUCCUGUCGAUGCCUAUACACAAGCGCUCUCAACGGACCACAUCUUUUCGGUUGAGUGUUUGCCCCAGGGACACCCCGUGCGACGUGUACUAGCCAAAAACUCAGUUCCCGGAUUUUUGAGAUCUCGAAAGCACAAAUUUGCCUCCGUGAUGCGCGACUGUCCAAAGUUCGCAACUGACCUCCUUGAAGAAGUGGGGCAAGCCCUGGAACGUCUCAAAGCCAUAAAAGGGCAUCCUUGUUUUUGGGACUCUAUCAAACCGCAAUGGUGCGAGUUCAAUCACUAG